AUGGAUGGAAGAACACCGAAGAAAAGAUGGAUCGAUUGCGUGAGUCGGGACAUCAAAGAGGAUGACAGGAGGAUGAUGAGUAUAGGGAAGAGUGAAAGAGAAAAACUUACUGCGCCGACCACAAAUAAUUUGGGAAAUGGGCAGGGAGAUGAUGAUGAUAAUUAUAAUCGGACUAGUAUUAAAAAUGUGAAUGUUUGUAUGUUUGUUUGUUACGCUGAAACGGCUAAAUCGAUUUGGAUGAUAUUUAGUGCCCAGAUAGAAGAUUAUAACCUGGAG
Molecule: messenger RNA, 276 nt
Organism: Brenthis ino (lesser marbled fritillary)
Lineage: Eukaryota; Metazoa; Arthropoda; Insecta; Lepidoptera; Nymphalidae
Source: the annotation of a GenBank genome assembly